AUGGCCGACCAUCAUGACGCUUCCAUUACAGCCGUCUUCCAGAUCACCAUCAAUCUUCCACACGAACCGUACAAAACACAGGUCAUGAUGUCGACCCAAGAGCAGGUCCAGGACUUGCGCCAGUCCAUCGUGGAACAACCUCAGACCUUCCAGUACUCCUGCUUCCACCUCGAGCACAAGGGAGAGCGGAUCAACGACUUCAUCGAGCUUUCCGAGGUUCCCGGCCUGAGCCCUGAUUCAGAGCUAACACUGGUGGAAGACCCCUACACAGAGAAAGAUGCUCGUAUGCAUGUGGUUAGAGUCAGGGAGCUCAUAGGGGCAGCCGGAGACCGCACCGACACGCUGCAUGGCGUCCUAGCGGGGCUGUCCUUGCACGACAGCGUCGGGUCGGAGAUCGUGGAGGCAUCCGUCACCAAUGAUACAAGCCCAGCAGCUCCCCAAGGGCCCGUCAUGGGAGACUAUGAUUUUGAAGCUCUGGGAUCGGUGAAACACCUUUUACCACCAGCCCCCGAGACCCCUCCGAAGACGUUGAAGUCUAUAGCGGUGUCCCCGUGGAACCCACCACCAUACCAUCUACGCGCCAAGGGACACCUCCUCUAUCUUCAAAUCACUGCUCAUGUUGGAGGGUUCUACGUCAACAAGUCCUCGAACAGCAAAUUCGACCCAUUCCCAAGGCCGCCACCCAAAUAUUUCGCCGCGCAUUCGCUGCUUAAUCUCAUCCCCCAAAUAUCUCCUUCUUUCGACGCUGCCUUCAAGGCGCUACUGGAGCUGAACGCGAAGAAAGACCUCCUGACCAUCUUCCAAUUGUCGAAUGCUAUCCCAGCCAACCCGUGGAUGUCGGAUAUUGCACGAACACAGGAGAGCUAUUUAAUAUCGGGAUUGGAAAACACCGACACCCUUCGUGACUGGAACGAGGAGUUCCAAUCAACUAGGGAGAUGGCCAAGGAGGCCGUCCAGGACCGUGUUUUCCGUGAACGUCUGACCUCCAAGUUGUUCGCAGAUUACAACGAUGCCGCUACCCGCGGAGCUAUGCUUGUUGCGCGCGGUGAGGUGGCCCCUCUCAACCCCACCGAAAGUAGAGACGCCCAAAUAUUCGUCUACAACAACAUCUUCUUCUCUUUCGGUGCCGACGGCGUUGGUACGUUCGCGACUGAUGGUGGCGAUGAGGCUGCCCGGGUGGCCACAGGCAAGGAUGUUACGGGUGUGCGUGUUGUCAACAACCUCGACAUCCAGGGUCUGUUCACACCAGGCACUGUUGUUGUGGACUAUCUUGGUAAACGCAUCGUGGGUCAGAGCAUUGUGCCAGGCAUAUUCAAGCAGCGAGAGCCUGGAGAGCACCAGAUUGACUACGGAGGGGUCGAGGGCAAAGACGUCGUCGCAGAGGACGCCGCUUUCGUCCCGCUAUUUGAAAAGCUCUCUAAGCUUCUGCAUGUCAAGAAGCACCCUGUCUGGGACAAGGAAGAUGUGCGACACGAGCUGGAGGGCAGUGUGGAAACCAAAGGGCUCAUUGGAACUGACGGUAGGAAAUACGCCCUUGACCUGUACCGGGUGACCCCUCUUGAUGUUUCCUGGAUCGAACAAUACUGGAGCGAACCUCCAAAGGACGACAGCGCCAAACCCAAGGAAAGCGAUUAUCCGCAUCGUAUGGCUGUGCUGCGGCCCGAGUUGGUAGAGUCAUUCUCCAGGGUCAGGCUACGGGACUAUAUCAAGGAGGAGCUAGCUAAGAAGGCUGAAUUAACCAAGGGAACUUCCGAAACACCAGAAGCUUCGCAGUCGAACGGCGAGAAAGCAGAGGAAGGCGCUGUCACCAAUAAGGAUUCCGAAAAUCAAGAGGAUGGCGGAGAGAAGGAAGCAGAGCAAGAGCGCGUAGACAUCAGCGGCUUCCAAUUCGCACUCAACCCAGACGUUUUCUGCGGCCAAAAGCCGCAAUCAGACGAAGACAAGGAGGAGUGGGCCAAGGACGAAGCGGAGGUACGUGCAGCAUGUGGCCACCUUCUGUCAGAGGUCAUCCCACGUCUCGUCCACGAGCUUCAAGAAGGAGAGGUCGGCUUCCCUAUGGAUGGUGCUUCGCUGAGUACUCUGCUUCACAAGCGUGGUAUCAACAUUCGCUACUUAGGGAAGCUUGCUACCUUGGCUGAUAAAGAGGAUGCGAGACUUCAAGCUUUGAAGCGCUUGUCAGUACAGGAAAUGAUUUCUCGAGGAUUCAAGCAUGUUGCAAAUCGGUUGAUGAGGCAUUUGCCCGUUCCUUUUGCCGCUUCUUGCAUGACACAUCUGUUGAACUGCCUUCUUGGAGAAAGGCUGAACGGAAAGCCAGUUCCUGAGCUUGAUGACUCGCUCAAGGCCAUGUACCCCGAAGGCGACUUUAGCUUUGAGAAAGUAUCUCCUGCUACUCUGAAAAAAGAGAUCACCUCUCAAGUUGCGCUAAGAUAUCGAUUCGAUCUUGGAAACAACUGGAUUGAACAUGACAGGUAUCUGCAACUGCUUCGCGAAGUCUCCUUGAAACUCGGUCUGCAGUUAGAAGGUAAAGAGUAUGUUUUUGUCAAAGAGCAGCAUACAAACGGAGCAUCGCAUACAGAUGGCAACGCUCUGGCACCGACAAAUGGGCAGACCAACGGAUCAAGCAAAAAGAAGAAGAAACAUACCUCUCCUCCUAGGGCAGCUAGCCCUGCGGUGACAGCACCAUUGCUGACGUUCCAUGCUGACGACAUCUUGAACAUUGUCCCAGUCGUCAAAGAGGCAUCACCAAAGAGUAUGCUUGCAGAAGAAGCACUCGAUGCCGGUCGACUCUCCAUGGCACAAGACCAAAAGGAACUUGGCCAAGAGCUUCUCCUCGAAUCGUUGUCGCUACACGAACAAAUAUACGGUGUCUUGCACCCUGAAGUCGCUAGGGCAUAUCACCAACUGUCCAAUCUUCUGUAUACUCUUGAAGAGAAGAACGCAGCCGUUGAGCUAGCACACAAAGCAGUCAUUGUCUCAGAGCGUACCUUGGGCAUCGAUCAUGCUGAGACUGUGCUCUGUUAUCUCAAUCUCGGCUUGUUUGAGCAUGCAACCGGCAACACUAAGGCUGCUCUCCAUUACGUCCGACACGCCCUCGAGCUGUGGAAAAUCAUCUACGGUCCCAACCACCCUGAUUCUAUCACUACCAUUAACAACGCCGCUGUGAUGCUUCAAUCGAUGAAGCAGUACCACGAAUCUCGAUUGUGGUUCGAGGCUUCCCUCGCUAUCUGCGAACAAGUUUCCGGAAAGCAGUCCAUCAAUACCGCAACGCUAUUGUUCCAGCUUUCUCAGGCGCUGGCGCUGGACAAGGAUAUGCGCGGUGCUGCAAACCGCAUGAGAGAGUCUUACAAAAUCUUCAACGCGGUGCUCGGUUCCGAAGAUCGAAACACGAAGGAAGCUGGACAGUGGCUUGAACAGUUCACGCAGACCGCCGUUACCCAAGCGAAGCAAUUGCAGGAUCUGGCUAAGGGAAAGGUCAGACGCGUGCAACUGAACACUCGAGGGACACUUCGUCCGCAGCCCCAGGUUGGUCAGACAAGCGCCCAGGCAGACGGACGAGAAGCGCGAAGUGUCCCGAGUCAAUUCCGCGAUCAGAGGAGUGUCGAAGAAUUGUUGAAAUAUAUUGAGGGUGGAGAUUCACCAAAAAAAUCAACCCCGAAGAAGCAGACAGCAAACCCGAAACGCAGGGCACAAAAAGCGGAUGACUUGUAAGCGUAGAUGGGCAAGUAUUACAUUGGAGAAAAAGGGAAACCAAUGUCAAUCGCACAAAUGCCUUUGACUCGUUCCGAUUCCUCUAGCAGUUCUCCUACCUUCGUACAUAUGCAUCUCCAAUCACUGUACAAUGUUGUAUUAGUACUUUCUGUCGUCUGGAUGGUUUCUUGGCUGCAUUUUGGAGUCGACAUCGUGGGGAACGAUUGGGAGAGGCGGGCAAAACGUGGGCUAGAUCUCCAGGGCGGAAGAUCAAGUUGAAUUGGAACUCUCCAAUCAUGUAUAAUACCUGUGCUCUCUUUCUCCACCAUUAGAUUUAGGUGGUAGCGUGUUGUCAAACCUCUGGAAAUAUCAUGCAAUGAUGCUGUACCGUAACCUCUUCAAGACGCUGCGCACAUAUGAGGCCACUAGCUAUCGGUUCUCCUAGAUCUCCUGGCUGAAUCCAUAUCGCGAGAGUGAUUACAGUAUCC
Mytilinidion resinicola is the source of this 4175-nucleotide messenger RNA. RefSeq lists its product as uncharacterized. The transcript is spliced from 5 exons. Gene Ontology annotation, biological process: intracellular distribution of mitochondria. The record is from RefSeq and is a predicted model, not a curated record. NCBI's taxonomy places the organism in Eukaryota, Fungi, Ascomycota, Dothideomycetes, Mytilinidiales, Mytilinidiaceae. Bases 1 to 3708 code for a protein of 1235 amino acids. Gene Ontology annotation, molecular function: mRNA binding; protein binding. Gene Ontology annotation, cellular component: cytoplasm.